GGGCUGCGGUACCCCCUGGCCCAGUCUCUGCUUCUUGGGCAUCCUAGGGAUGCGAUGUGAUGUGCGUCAUGAACAGGGGCCUGCAGCCCCAGAGCCCUCGGGGACCCCGUCUCCGAACCUCACCCCACCACGUUUCUGUUAGGGCAGAGGCUGCGAGUCUCCUUAAGCAUUGAAAGAAACCCAGGUCUAGGCAGAGGAGGUCAUCGUACCCUAUGGGUGUCUCCCUGUUGGCCGGUGAAGAUGCACAGAGCAGAACGGCAGGUCUGCAGCUGCCGGUUGUGCCUACUCUGGCCCUGUCUUGCCCCAAGGCCUCCUGCAGCUCCUUUGGCCCAGGCCAGAUGCCACGCACGUCCCAGCCUGCCCCUUGAGGAUUUGCACCCUCCCUGCCCCUCCCAUGUGCCCCAGAGCUGGCCCUCCUGCCUCUGCCAUGGCCUCAUCAGCUUCCUGGGGUUCUUGCUGCUGCUGCUCACCUUCCCCAUUUCUGGCUGGUUUGCUCUAAAGAUUGUGCCCACCUAUGAGCGGAUGAUCGUGUUCCCUCUGGGCCGCAUCCGCAACCCCCAGGGGCCUGGCAUGGUUCUGCUCCUACCUUUCAUCGACUCCUUUCAGAGAGUGGAUCUGAGAACACGAGCCUUCAAUGUCCCUCCUUGCAAGCUGGCCUCCAAGGACGGGGCUGUGCUGUCCGUUGGGGCCGACGUCCAGUUCCGCAUCUGGGACCCGGUGCUGUCGGUGAUGACUGUGAAGGACCUGAACAUGGCCACGCGCAUGACGGCCCAGAACGCCAUGACCAAGGCCUUGCUCCGGAGGCCACUGCGGGAGAUCCAGAUGGAGAAGCCCAAGAUCAGCGAGCAGCUCCUGCUGGAAAUCAACGAGGUGACUAGGGCCUGGGGGCUGGAGGUAGACCGCGUGGAGCUGGCAGUAGAGGCUGUGCUACAGCCGCCCCAGGACAGCCCAGCUGGACUCAGCCUGGACAGCACCCUGCAGCAGCUGGCCCUGCACCUGCUGGGUGGAGGCCUGAACUCGAAGGCAGGAGGCGCACCGCUCCCAGGGCCAGCGCUGCCUGCCACCCCGGUGGACACCUUGGAGAUGGUGAGCGAGGUUGAGCCGGCUGCUGUCCAUGCCGAGGCCUGGGCCGGGCCCAGCCCGAAGCAGCCAUUGGCCGAGGGGCUGCUGAUGGCCCUGCAGCCCUUCCUGUCUGAGGUCCUGGUCAGCCAGGUUGGCGCCUGCUACCAGUUCAACAUUGUCCUGCCCGGGGGUGCCCAGAGCACCUACUUCCUGGACCUCACUACAGGCCAAGGCAGGGUGGGUCGCGGGGUGCCUGACCACAUCCCUGACGUGGUGGUGGAGAUGGCCGAGGCUGACCUGCAGGCCCUGCUGUGCAGGGAGCUUCGGCCCCUGGGUGCCUACAUGAGCGGGCGGCUGCAGGUGAAGGGCGAUCUGGCUGUGGCCAUGAAGCUGGAGGCUGUGCUCCGGACCCUGAAGUAGCAGCUACCAAGGGCCACCUGUCUCCCAGCCCGAGCUGGCACUGGGCCGGCGGGCUUCUUGGAGGAGGACGGUGGAGGCCCAGCCAGGAGCUCUGGUGCAAGUGGGAGGGGCCGCCCUGCGCAUCUGUCCUGUGGUGGCCCCUGGGCAGGCUCUGACCCCCUGCCCCCGUCUCUAGCCAAGUGCCCAGCCAGCUAGGAACAGUCUGAUGCCACCUGGCCUGGGCCUGGGCCUGGGCCUGCAGGAGGGACUGAAGCAUGUGGGCCCAAGUGUGUGAGCAGGGACCAGAGGGGGUGGGGAGGGCGGCAGCCCCAGGAAGAAGUUGCUGCUGCCCGUAGGUCGGCUCUGCCCACCCCCAGCAGUCCAGGCCUGGCUGGUAUGGGAGGAUGCGGGACAGCGGGGCUGCCGCUGACACUCUGUGCUGUGUACCUGAUGUGGGGCCCAGGGCAGCUCAUGGGGCCCUGAUGUUCGUGCUUCUUCCAAGUCCCACGCCUGUGAUCAAUAAACGUGGUGUUCACAGUGUG
Molecule: messenger RNA, 2003 nt
Organism: Chinchilla lanigera (long-tailed chinchilla)
Lineage: Eukaryota; Metazoa; Chordata; Mammalia; Rodentia; Chinchillidae
Gene: Stoml1
Product: stomatin (EPB72)-like 1
Exons: 7
Coding region: 241-1482 (413 amino acids)
Cellular component (GO): plasma membrane
Source: RefSeq, a predicted model, not a curated record